UUGGUCCAAAAACGUAAACUUUGCUAUUCGAAGGAACCUUGGGGAGAGUCUACCAUUAAUCAUUAUUUACGCAACUCUCUAGACGUAGAAUUCGACUUGUUCAGCAAAGUUCAUGUAAAUGGACAUUCAGCUCAUCCUUUUUUCACAUUUUUGAAAUCCAAACUGCGUGACUCCAAAUUCAAUUUUAUUAAAUGGAACUUCACUAAAUUUCUGAUUGAUCGUCGGGGCGUUCCACGCAAACGCUACGGAUCUUCAACGCCACCCCUGGACAUUGAAGAUGAUAUUGUGCAACUUCUGGAGGAAUAGCUCAAACCGUGGAGAUAUCAUCAAUGUGGUGCUGCACGCCUGUGAACCCCUGCCCGUGAAGAUGGCAAAAGAAACCCGAUUAAAAGGGACUUUGUCAUCGGAUUCAUCAGUGGUUUGCUUUUGAAUUUCUGGCGUGCAAUAACACCAAUAAUUACCGUGAUUCUGCGUUCUAACAGUCCUAAAGCCUAGGGCCUUGUCUGUCAGUAACUGUCAAAAGAGGCUGUCAUAUUUCUGACACGCUUUGAACUAGUCGUAUUUGCAGUACCGGAUAGCUCUAAUAAG
Messenger RNA from Opisthorchis viverrini, 588 nucleotides. RefSeq lists its product as hypothetical. The record is from RefSeq and is a predicted model, not a curated record. The transcript is spliced from 3 exons. The annotation marks the transcript as partial. Gene Ontology annotation, biological process: response to oxidative stress. Gene Ontology annotation, molecular function: glutathione peroxidase activity. Lineage: Eukaryota; Metazoa; Platyhelminthes; Trematoda; Opisthorchiida; Opisthorchiidae.